GUCACGUCUAUCCUGAAUCGUGUGUGGGUGCCACAGAAGUCAAUUGCACCGUAGCGGGGUAGAUUUUGAACAGCCAAGGUAGAUACAUAAAUAUUAAUACUAACGUUCGCCAAUGCAUGGAAUAUUGCUUGAAUCAUUUCUGACGGAUGAACUAGAAAUGUAGUCGUAGCGAGACUGUUUGCAAAAUGAAGCUGUCGCGGGUCCUAUGGAAAAUGGAUUCCUAACGGACGUAUACCCUGAGCAGUACAUCAGCAACAUCUGGCGGCUAAGGAAUCGCACGAGCUCGUGCCUCGGCAGAGAGGGUGGAGGAUGCCAUCCCCGGAGAUGGGAGAGGAGGGGGAAGGGUCUCUGCCGGCCAGAGAGGGACCGAGUGGGCACAGCCAAGCAGACACCACCACCCUCAACCUACUGGCCUCGGUCAAAGAACAGGAGCUCCAGUUUGAGCGUCUGACCCGGGAGCUGGAGGAGGAGCGUCAGAUCGUCGCCAGUCAACUGGAGAGGUGCAUGCUGGGAGCUGAUUCGCCUGGCGAUGAUGAUGAUGCCAGUAGCAGUGACUCAUCAGAGAAGUCCUUUGCUUGGAGAUCAUCAGUAGAUGUGUCUGGUACAGGAGAGCACCGGGCUGCUGUAAUGGAGAGCUCUCACCAGUCACCCUCCCGUCUCCUCCGAGCUGAUCAGGGUCAGGGGUCACUCUACCUCCCUGAAGCGGACAGGGCAUCCCCGCAUGAUAGUGAGGGAUCUGUGGCCCAUAUGACAUCGUAUGCAGACAGUGGCUACCAGGACAGCAGUACGAGUUACUACAGUGUGAGCAGAGAGAACGUGGUUCUGUCAGAGCCCAGACAUAUGCUGUCAGACAGUGGCCCCAGGGGAAGCCCCAGUCAUGGCAGGAGCUCCCAGGCAGAGGGGCAGGCCUCCGUACAGGCCUCCGCGUCAGGGUGUGUGAUGAGGAGGAUGGGCUCCCUCCCCUCCCGGGGCCAGUCUCCUGUGUGUGGUGUGGGGGGCACCGUGUCCCCGUCCCAGGUCUCUCUCCGCACCUCCCAGGGUGGCAGCGCCUACGGCUCACCCAUCCUCACCGAGCCCAAACCCCUCACCAGCAUCUUCCCCGGGACCUCCAUGCCCCCCUCCUCCCCGCCCGGUCCAGGCACCACCCCCUCCUUCCAGCGCGCCACCUCUCCUUACUCCCCCACCCACCAGAGGAACGGGAACGGCGACUUUCCUCUCCGGACCAGCCCCCAUCCAGGCAGCGCCAAUCAUACCACCUCACCUCACCAGGCGAUGGGUAAUGUGUCCGGGCACCUGGGGUCUACACUGUCUCUGGUGGAGGGGAGGGGGCUGUCUGGCUCUCCUCUGAGGUCCUGCAUGAUGGCUGUGCCCCAGCACUACGGCUCCACACUGCCCCGCCAGGGGGCUCUCCCCUACGGACAUGACGCCUACGGGCUCUACGAGUGGACCGCCCUGUCUCUGUCACGGCCUGACAGCCUCACUGGCCUGCACAGCUCCUACGCCACUCGCCACAGCCCACUGGACCAGGAUAUGAGGAUGGCCAUGUCUCCUGACUGCCACGUCACGCCUGUCUACGAUGACAGAGCCUUCCAAAGCCCCCUGUAUCACAGCCCCACCCACGCCCACCACGGAUCACACGGUGCUAUCUACAGCACACUCACGGGUGCGGAGAACCUUCAGCGGACCCUCCAGAGGACCACAAGCCAUUGCAGCACCCUGGCGUACCAAAGAAGCAGCUAUGGGCUGAACACCGCAGGGUCAUACGUAGACCCCUACAGGGUCUCCCAGCAGGGACAGGGGCCCAAUGAGACCUCUUUCUCCAGGCACUCUGGUCUCGUCGACAGGGCUGCCACAAGGUCCCCCUCCAUAGACAGUAUACAAAAGGAUCCUAGGGAGUUUGCGUGGCGUGACCCUGAUCUCCCUGAGGUGAUCCACAUGCUGCAGCAUCACUUCCCCUCGGUCCAGGCCAACGCAGCAGCCUACCUCCAGCACCUGUGUUACAGAGACAACCACAUCAAAGUGGAGGUGUGUCACCUGGGAGGUGUUCAGCACCUGGUGGACCUGCUGGACCACAAGGCUGUGGAGGUGCAGAGGAGUUCUUGCGGAGCCCUGAGGAACCUGGUUUAUGGCAAGGCUACCGACGACAACAAGGUGGCCCUGAGGAACUCUGGUGGCGUCCCCGCUCUGCUCAGACUGCUGAGGAGGACCACUGACAACGAAGUCAGGGAGCUGGUCACUGGGGUGCUGUGGAACCUGUCGUCGUGCGACGCGGUCAAGAUGACCAUCAUCAGGGACGCUCUGAGCACCCUGACCAACACUGUGGUCAUCCCCCACUCCGGCUGGAGCAGCAGCAACUACCGAGAGGAGACCAAGCUCAAGUUCCACUCCUCUCUCCUGCUGCGCAACACCACCGGCUGCCUCAGGAACCUGAGUUCAGCAGCAGAGGAGGCCAGGGGUCAGCUGAGGUGUUGUGAGGGGCUGGUGGAUUCACUCCUCUAUGUCCUCAAGGGCUGCGUUAGCACCUCUGACUUCGACAGCAAGAUUGUGGAGAACUGUGUGUGUACUCUGAGGAACCUGUCCUACCGUCUGGAGAUAGAGAUGCCCUCGUCUCGCCUGCUGGGGACUCAGGAACUGGAUGCCCUGCUGGGCUACGGGUCCCCCAGUAAGGACCUAGACUACCUCUGCUGGGGCAAGAAGAGGAAGAAGAAGAAGAGGGGCUGGCUGGAUGAUAAGUGGGACGGCGUGGGACCCAUCCCAGGGUUUGGUAAGCCUCCCCUGGGGGCCGAGAUGCUGUGGCACCCGGCCGUGGUGAAGCCCUACCUCAGCCUGCUGGCAGAGAGCUCCAACCCUGCCACCCUGGAGGGCUCCGCCGGAUCCCUUCAGAACCUCUCCGCUGGAAACUGGAAGUUUGCGGCCUACAUCCGCGCGGCGGUGCGCCAGGAGAAGGGGCUUCCUAUCCUGGUGGAGCUGCUGAGGAUGGACAACGACAGGGUGGUCUGCUCUGUGGCCACCGCUCUGAGGAACAUGGCCCUGGACAGCAGGAACAAGGAGCUUAUAGGAAAGUAUGCAAUGCGGGACCUGGUGAACCGUCUCCCCGGGGUAAGCCCCUCCCUGCUGUCUGACGAGACGGUGGCGUCUGUCUGCUGCACGCUCCACGAAGUCACCAGCAGGAACAUGGAGAACGCCAAGGCCCUGGCAGACACGGGGGGCAUCGAGAAGCUGCUGAACAUCAGUAAGGGCAGGGGGAAGGGGUAUUCUAUGAAGGUGGUGAAGGCUGCUGCUCAGGUCCUCAACACACUGUGGCAGUACAGAGACCUGCGGACCCUCUACAAACAGGACGGAUGGCACCACGGUCAUUUCAUCACUCCUGUGUCCACUCUGGAGAGAGACAGGUACAGGUCUCAACCAACCCUGCCUACUAGCACCUUACAGAUGUCCCCCGUGCCCCGCCAAUCAGGUGGUAGUGCAUCCUCCUCUCCUGCCAUGUUAGGAAUCAGAAGACACAGCUCGAACUACCAGAGGGCUCAGUCAUCUAUGCAACUCGAUACAUAUUAUGGAGACAACAGUUUACAUAGAAACCAGUACACAGGGUCAGAAAAGCAAACACCAUAUUUUAUCGGGUCCUAUUCCUCACCAUCGAGAGAGGACUGUCCUAGGUCCCAGCAGGAAGAUGUGUUCUACUCCGAUGAGCUGGAUAGGAACACUUACAACAACUACAGAAUGUAUCUGUCAUCGCCGCACGGCUACGAGGAGGAGGAGCCUGGGUCUUACCGGGACGAGCCAGAGAACCUGACCUCCACAGAGCGAUACAACACCUCCCAACCUAACAGACUUAAAGCCAAUACCAACACCGCUAACUAUGUGGACUUCUACUCCACCACGAGGAGGCCUUCUCAGAAAACUAACCAGUACUCUGGAUCUCCUGACUCCUGGGUGUAAGGGUGGAGAAACCAUGUAAAAGCCAUGGACCGCAACAUCUGUGUGUGUGUGUGUGAGAUAGAAAGAGAAAUGUGAGAGACAAAAAGAACAUGAGUGUGUCAGUAUGUGUGUGUUCUUGUGUGUGUCUCUGUAUGUGUGUGUGUGUGUGUGUGUGUGUGUGUGUGUGUGUGUGUGUGUGUGUGUGUGUGUGUGUGUGUGUGUGUGUGUGUGUGUGUGUGUGUGUGUGUGUGUGUGUGUGUGUGUGUGUGUGUGUGUGUGUGUGUGUGUCUGUAUGUGUGUGUGUUCUUGUGUGUGUGGCUCCAUCUGUAUGUGUGUUCUUGUGUGUGUGGCUCCAGUGGGAAAGAGCCUGUUGUUUUCUGGAGUGGUGUAAUGUCAGCCAAAGAAGUAAGAAAGGUUUGUUGGAUACGAGCCAGGCAUCCGCUUGGUUGGAAAUGUGGAGAAUGGAGAGAGUGCUGAAGAAGUGUUGCGUAAAAAUAAACAUUAAAGGGAUAGUUUACUCAAAAUAUAAAUUAACAUGAUGUUCAAUAUAUGUUAGCUGUAAUUGAUAAACUAAGACAGUUAUGGAUAUAAUAAAGGCAGCAAAGAUCUCAAAACUAGCUUGGUGAAUCGACUACAGCCAAAUGGAAAAUAAUGUGAAUUUCGAUUUUGAGUCAAAUAAAUAAUUUGUAUGUUGGCCAAAUAUAUAUCAUGAAGUCAUAUCUGUGAAAUGUCAAAUAGUAUUUGUACAGAGAAAUAAAAAAUGUUACAGUGUGUUGUUACAGAACGUUACUGUAUUCAAUGUGUAGACUGUGUAUGUAUGAUAUGGUGUCCAGUGAAUUUUUUAUGAUUUAUUUAUUUAAGUGUGUGAAUUUCCCCAAAACGCUCUGAUUUAUGUUGUCCAACAUUGGCGAUGAUGUGCCAUAUGGAAGUGUCUGAAGAUUUUUUUUUAAAGAGCGCAUCAUAACACUAAAAAAAGAUUCAGAAGUUGUGAAAAUGAGGCUUGGUGAAAUAAAUCAGCUGUGGAAUGGAA
Molecule: messenger RNA, 4948 nt
Organism: Oncorhynchus masou masou (cherry salmon)
Lineage: Eukaryota; Metazoa; Chordata; Actinopteri; Salmoniformes; Salmonidae
Product: plakophilin-4-like
Biological process (GO): cell-cell adhesion; cell-cell junction assembly
Cellular component (GO): cytoplasm; adherens junction; plasma membrane
Molecular function (GO): cadherin binding
Source: RefSeq, a predicted model, not a curated record